Messenger RNA from Cotesia glomerata, 643 nucleotides. RefSeq lists its product as uncharacterized. The record is from RefSeq and is a predicted model, not a curated record. The transcript has 3 exons. The coding region runs from base 92 to 445 and encodes 117 amino acids. NCBI's taxonomy places the organism in Eukaryota, Metazoa, Arthropoda, Insecta, Hymenoptera, Braconidae.
UAUAAUAAAAAGACAGUAAAAUUUGGUAAUAAAACAAUCCGUAUAAAUUAAUGCAAGUCGCCAGAAGCUUAUCAGCUGAUGCGUCGCCGCCAUGUUGAAAGAAAUCUUCCUGUUGUUGUCAAUUAGUUGCGCACUUGGAUUUUUUCCUGAUUAUUCCCAUGAAUUGUGCAAACGACCUGGACUUCUAUGUAAAGAUCAUGCGGAGUGUUGUUCGGGAGUCUGUUUCGAAAUUGGCAACAUUGGAUGGCGAAGUUGUAUUCAAAUUCCUGAAGAAAUAACAACUCGUACGGCUAGUACAACUCCGAAAAUUGAAAUUUAUGAUUUUGAUAGUUAUAAUUAUAGCUGUGAUCCGGUGGGAAGAAGGUGUAUUGUGAACAAGAACUGCUGUUCCCGGAACUGUUACAAAAACGAAAUCAUUAUGAAACCUGGGAUGUGUGUAUAUUGAGUAAUUUUUUAUUUAAAGGUAGUUUAAUUGAGUUAAUUAGAGUUUUCUGCGCUCGUGUGUCAGCAAACACAUUCUGCUCGUUGCGCCAACUCACUCACAGUUCAAAAAUCCCCGCCAACUUACAUAAUAUAAAUAAAAUAGUGAUCUUUGACUUUUUUAAUGGAUUAACGGAAAAAAAACUACCUUAAUAAUGAAAUC